AUGAGAAUGCAAGGAACGUGGGGUACAGAAUUUGAGAUAUUGGCAGCUUGUGAUUUGUUACAAACAGAUAUAUAUAUAUUUACUAAUAAUAAAUGGUUGAAAUAUCCUGUAUUACAGAUUAACAAUAGUUAUACACCAGAAGCUAUUUAUCUUCACCAUAGAGAUGAGAAUCAUUAUGAAGUGGUUGAAAAUGUUGAAACAAAUGAACCUAUUAUAGUUAUUGAUGAUAAUGUAGAAACACAACUAUCAGGUAAAAGAAAACAUUUGAAAAAGAAACGAGGUAGUAGAUGGAGAUCUAUUAAAAAGCGAAGUAUUUAUUUUCAAAACUAUCAUUUAGUAAAGAAAGAACUAAAUUCUGGGCAAAAAGUCAGAUCAAACUGGAAACUUGCAUUUAGAACCAAAAGGGAAAUUAAUAGUUUGAAUAAAAGGAGGAGAAAACAAUAUCAGAUUAGUUAUAUUAAAGCUCAUUUAAAAAGAAAAUAUACAAAUCAAUUAAGGUCUAUACUACAUACUCAAUAUGAAACAAUACUAAAACCAAAACUUGAAGACAAAUAUCAAAAUGUAUUGAAACCAAAACUUGAAGACAAAUAUCAAAAUGUAUUAAAACCAAAACUUGAAGACAAAUAUCAAAAUGUAUUGAAACCAAAACUUGAAGACAAAUAUCAAAAUGUAUUGAAACCAAAACUUGAAGACAAAUAUCAAAAUGUCUUGAAACCAAAACUUGAAGACAAAUAUCAAAAUGUCUUGAAACCAAAACUUGAAGACAAAUAUCAACAUUUAUUGAAACCAAAACUUGAAGACAAAUAUCAAAAUAUCUUGAAACCAAAACUUGAAGACAAAUAUCAAAAUGUAUUGAAACCAAAUCUUGAAGACAAAUAUCAACAUUUAUUGAAACCAAAACUUGAAGACAAAUAUCAAAAUAUCUUGAAACCAAAACUUGAAGACAAAUAUCAAAAUGUCUUGAAACCAAAACUUGAAGACAAAUAUCAAAAUGUAUUGAAACCAAAACUUGAAGACAAAUAUCAAAAUGUAUUGAAACCAAAACUUGAAGACAAGUAUCAAAAUGUAUUGAAACCAAAACUUGAAGACAAAUAUCAAAAUGUAUUGAAACCAAAACUUGAAGACAAAUAUCAAAAUGUAUUGAAACCAAAACUGAAGAACAAAUAUCAAAAAAUCUUAAAACCAAAACUUAAGGUUAAAUAUCAAAAAGUCUUAAAAUGGGAAUUAAAAUGUAAAUAUAUAGAUGAAAUAAAGUUAAAACUGAAGCAAAG
Molecule: messenger RNA, 1271 nt
Organism: Lottia gigantea (owl limpet)
Lineage: Eukaryota; Metazoa; Mollusca; Gastropoda; Lottiidae
Exons: 1
Source: RefSeq, a predicted model, not a curated record